AUGGCGUUUCUAUUCAGCCGUAGUAAAUCGAGGCAACCGACGGAGGUUGCAAGGACUCUAAAGGAUCUUCUCGCGCGCUUAUGGCAGACACCGGGUUCCGCCAAGGUGAACACCUCCACACGGAAGCCCCAGCUACAAUCUAAUCUCGAAGUAUUCAGCAUCUUCCCUUUGAGGCAAGAAAGGAUACCCAGACGAUAUUUUCUCACCUCCUUCGUUUCCGACUACCGAAUGCCUCCACCUCCAGCGAUCCUCCAGUCAUUUCGUAUAUCGUUAACAAACGACCGGGAAAUACUUAUUGAGCUAUGUAACGGCUAUGAGAACAGUCGAAGUGCGAUGCCAUGUGGAUCGAUUCUUAGAGAGGCUUCGAAGUUUGAAGUUGUUACAGGAAUUUUGCUAUAUGAUCAGUCGCGAGAAGGAGAACCUGCCAUUAGACUCGAUGAAGUCCAACCUGGGGAGCCACAAACUGGAGAAGGCGUAUUUUGGAAAUUUUUCCAAUGGAUCAACCAGGGCAGCUUCGAAGUUAGUGCGGAUGCAUUUACGACUUUCAGAGAAAUUCUGACGAGACACAAAGCUUUAGUAGCUGGCUAUCUUGCAACUAAUUUUGACCUUUUCUUUUCAACGUAUAACAACGUUCUCGUCCUAUCAGACUCCUACGUCACCAAGCGUCAAAGUAUUAAACUGCUAGGCGACCUUCUCCUUGAUCGAGCAAAUUACAGUGUUAUGACUGCAUAUGUGGCUAGUGGCGAUCAUCUGAAGUUAUGUAUGAAUUUGCUCAAAGACGACCGGAAAAUGGUUCAAUACGAAGGAUUCCACGUCUUCAAGGUGUUCGUAGCGAAUCCAAAAAAGUCUGUCGCCGUACAACGGAUUUUGAUAAAUAACCGUGAUCGGCUACUCAAAUUUCUUCCUAAAUUUCUUGAGGAUCGAACAGACGACGAUCAAUUUACAGACGAAAAGAGCUUUCUUGUCCGCCAAAUUGAAACUCUUCCAGCAGAGCCGGUUAUACCUCGAUGA
Messenger RNA from Uncinocarpus reesii 1704, 1011 nucleotides. Its product is annotated as conidiophore development protein hymA. Gene Ontology annotation, biological process: intracellular signal transduction. The coding region runs from base 1 to 1011 and encodes 336 amino acids. The record is from RefSeq and is a predicted model, not a curated record. Lineage: Eukaryota; Fungi; Ascomycota; Eurotiomycetes; Onygenales; Onygenaceae. Gene Ontology annotation, molecular function: protein serine/threonine kinase activator activity. The transcript is spliced from 4 exons.